This is a messenger RNA of Haplochromis burtoni (Burton's mouthbrooder), 2447 nucleotides long. RefSeq names its product dynein, axonemal, intermediate chain 1, paralog 2 (gene dnai1.2). NCBI's taxonomy places the organism in Eukaryota, Metazoa, Chordata, Actinopteri, Cichliformes, Cichlidae. The transcript has 20 exons. The record is from RefSeq and is a predicted model, not a curated record. Bases 204 to 2297 code for a protein of 697 amino acids. Gene Ontology annotation, biological process: cilium movement; outer dynein arm assembly. Gene Ontology annotation, cellular component: outer dynein arm. Gene Ontology annotation, molecular function: dynein light chain binding; dynein heavy chain binding.
UCCAGCAGUCUCCGGCUCUGCGCCAACCAAAACUGGUUGUCUUGACAACCUAUAUACAGCAGCAGGCUACUAGCAGACAGCCCCUUGUUCUUUCUUUCUUUUCUAUUCUUUUUUUUUUUUAGCUUUUAACUCGUUUAAUUUUGUUUUGUUUUUCCCUUUUUUCUUUCGAACUUUCUAAACUAGCUUUAAAAAUCAAAUUGAAAAUGCCGGUGCCUAACAACAACGCAGCGUUUGCAAGGAAGGGGUCAAACGUUCAGAAGGUACCUGGAGCAAAGUCAACGAAAGCUGCCACUAAGAAAAAGGAUGAGGAAGAGGCUGUGGAGACGGGGACUGGAUGGGAGGAGUGGUCUCAGGGGAAAGCCCUUGUGAGGCCUCCAGAUCAGAUGGAGCUUACUGAGGCUGAGCUGAAGGAGGACAUCACAAGGAUUUUGACUGCAAACAACCCACACGCCCCUCAAAAUAUUGUCCGCUACAGUGUCAAGGAGCGUUCCUACAAGCCUAUCAAUGUUGUGGAUCAGAUGGCGGUUCACUGUGUUUUAGAGGGCAGCCUUGUGCAUCAAGACUCUGAAGAGGCUCGUAAACUUAGGGUCAAGGAAGGCUUAGCUCAAGAGAUUGCAACAGUUGAUGCCACAGCAGAGUCUGAAGAGGAGAAAGCAGAAGCCUCGGUUAAUCCUAUAGUGGAUGGAGGGGAUGUAGAGGAAACUGGCGAUGAGGACAGACCAGACAGUGCUGUCUCCAGAAUCAACAAGAAAGAGCCAAAAGUGACUAACCAGUUUAACUUCAGUAAUCGAGCCUCUCAGACUCUCAAUAAUCCAAUGAGGGAUAGAAUCUGCCAGACUGAACCUCCUCCACGAAGCAGCUUCUCUGCUACUGCUAAUCAGUGGGAGAUCUAUGAUGCAUACGUGCAGGAGCUGCAGAAACAAGAGAAAAACAAAGAGAAGCAGAAAGGCAUGCACUCACAAAAAGAUAAUGGCAAAAGCAAAAAGGUGAUGCUGAUGGAGACUCAGAGUGAAGAUGUCACCAAAUGGACCAUGGCAUCAAAGAUCCUUGAACGAACGAUCAGUCAGAAUACAUUUGAUGACAUAGCACAAGAUUUUAAAUACUUUGAGGAUGCCUCUGAUGAGUUUAGGGAGCAGGAGGGAACCCUUCUCCCCUUGUGGAAGUUUCAAUAUGACAAAGCCAAGACACUGUCUGUCACUGCCCUCUGCUGGAAUAAUAAAUAUCAGGACCUUUUUGCUGUGGGAUUGGGAUCAUACAACUUCAGUAGACAGGGAUGUGGCAUGCUUCUCUUCUACUCGCUGAAAAACCCUGCCUUCCCAGAGUACAUCUACCCCACCAGUUCUGGUGUCAUGUGCCUCGACAUUCAUGCACAGCAUUCCCACCUGGUGGCAGUGGGCUUCUACGAUGGCUGUGUGGCUGUCUACAGCUUGAAGGAGGAGGGACAGGAGCCUGUUUACAAGAGUACAGCCAAGACUGGCAAGCACACAGAUCCUGUCUGGCAGGUCCGCUGGCAGAGUGAUGAUAUGGACAACAACCACAAUUUCUAUUCUGUGUCGUCUGAUGGCCGAGUUGUGUCCUGGACACUCGUCAAGAAUGAGCUGGUUUUCACAGACAUCAUCAGACUGACACUGAGUGGUGCAGUUUCUGAGGGCACAGAAGGUGCACAGGCUCCCAGCAUUGCGUCUGGUACAUCAUUCGACUUCCACAAACAGAUUGACUACAUGUUCCUAGUUGGAACAGAGGAGGGAAAAAUACACAAGUGCUCUAAGACUUACUCAAGCCAGUUUCUGGAGACCUACGGUGCCCACAGCAUGGCGGUGGAUACCGUAAAGUGGAACUACUUCCAUCCAAAGGUUUUCGUCUCUUGUAGUUCAGACUGGACUGUCAAAAUCUGGGACCAUACCAUCAACACUCCAAUGUUCGUCUUUGACCUACAAGCAGCGGUUGGGGAUGUUGCCUGGUCUCCAUACUCGUCCACUGUAUUUGCUGCUGUAACAACAGAUGGAACAGUUCAUGUUUUUGACCUGAGCGUCAACAAAUACGAGGCGAUCUGCCAGCAGCUGGUGGUGGACAAAAAGAAGACCAAGCUGACCCACGUCGAGUUUAAUCCCAUCCAUCCUGUCAUCAUAGUGGGUGAUGACCGAGGCUAUGUCACCAGCUUCAAACUCUCUCCUAACCUCCGCAAGAAGCCGAAGGCCAAGAAAGGUCAUGAGCUGCCUAAGGGACCAGAAGUGGAGGUAGCGAAAAUGGAGAAGCUCCUCAGCCUGCUAAGAGAACCAGACCAAAACUCAGGUUAAGGUGGUCACCUUGGUUUCUAAGCCAAACACAAAUAGAGUGUUUCAUUGCCGUUCAUGAAAAACACUUAUUUUGUUCACACUAUUCAGUAAACAUCACAUGACAACAAACCGAUAUGUAUAUGUUUAUUAAAAUGUGUUCUUCCAGCUUAA